This is a messenger RNA of Symphalangus syndactylus (siamang), 1165 nucleotides long. It is a transcript of the gene TST, whose product is annotated as thiosulfate sulfurtransferase. Gene Ontology annotation, cellular component: mitochondrion. Lineage: Eukaryota; Metazoa; Chordata; Mammalia; Primates; Hylobatidae. Gene Ontology annotation, molecular function: thiosulfate-cyanide sulfurtransferase activity. The record is from RefSeq and is a predicted model, not a curated record.
GCGCGCCGCCCGGGGAGCUGCGGCCGGGGGUUUGAACCGGCCAACUUCUCGAGCGGGCCGGGGCGAGCGCCAGCGCUGCGUCCGGGGCGAGUGACACGCAGAGCUGAAACCAUGGUUCAUCAGGUGCUCUACCGGGCGCUGGUCUCCACCAAGUGGCUGGCGGAGUCCAUCAGGACUGGCAAGCUGGGGCCCGGCCUGCGGGUGCUGGACGCGUCCUGGUACUCACCAGGCACCCGAGAGGCCCGCAAGGAGUACCUCGAGCGCCACGUACCCGGCGCCUCUUUCUUUGACAUAGAAGAGUGCCGGGACACGGCGUCGCCCUACGAGAUGAUGCUGCCCAGCGAGGCUGGCUUCGCCGAGUAUGUGGGCCACCUGGGCAUCAGCAACCACACGCACGUGGUGGUGUAUGAUGGUGACCACCUGGGCAGCUUCUAUGCUCCCCGGGUCUGGUGGAUGUUCCGUGUGUUUGGCCACCGCACCGUAUCAGUGCUCAAUGGUGGCUUCCGGAACUGGCUGAAGGAGGGCCACCCGGUGACAUCCGAGCCCUCACGCCCAGAACCGGCCGUCUUCAAAGCCACACUGGACCGCUCCCUGCUCAAGACCUACGAGCAGGUGCUGGAGAACCUUGAAUCCAAGAGGUUCCAGCUGGUGGAUUCACGGUCUCAAGGGCGGUUCCUGGGCACCGAGCCGGAGCCGGAUGCAGUAGGACUGGAUUCGGGCCACAUCCGUGGCGCCGUCAACAUGCCUUUCAUGGACUUCCUGACUGAGGAUGGCUUCGAGAAGGGCCCAGAAGAACUCCGUGCUCUGUUCCAGACCAAGAAGGUGGAUCUCUCGCAGCCUCUCAUUGCCACGUGCCGCAAGGGAGUCACCGCCUGCCAUGUGGCCUUGGCUGCCUACCUCUGCGGCAAGCCUGAUGUGGCCGUGUACGAUGGCUCCUGGUCCGAGUGGUUUCGCCGGGCCCCCCCAGAGAGCCGUGUGUCCCAGGGAAAGUCUGAGAAGGCCUGAGCUGUGAUCUCUCCUGCUUACUGUAACUGCGGCCGGUUUAGUGACCCCAUGACUUGCAGCCGGUUCUUACCUCUUAGGUGAAGGAGAUUGACAUGUUAGAAUUGCUGUGCAAGGCUCACCCUGUCUCUGUCGACACUGGAAUAAACUUUGCCUUUUCUGA